Molecule: messenger RNA, 582 nt
Organism: Caenorhabditis briggsae
Lineage: Eukaryota; Metazoa; Nematoda; Chromadorea; Rhabditida; Rhabditidae
Exons: 3
Coding region: 1-582 (193 amino acids)
Biological process (GO): mitotic DNA replication initiation
Cellular component (GO): GINS complex
Source: RefSeq, a predicted model, not a curated record
AUGACCGGCCUGGAAAAGCAGCGAGUCGAGGCGAAAUUCUUCGACCUGGACGAGAUUAUCGCCAAAUCUGAGUCGACCUCCUGCACUUUCGACAUGGCAGAGCUGGAUCCAGGUUUUUUUCAAGAAAUGAUGGGGAUUUCGAAGCCCACACAGAAUGGCGAUGGGUACGGCGCAGACGCUCCGCUGUGGCUUCUAGAGUCGAUGAGGACACCAUUUACGAUCCACCUCCCACAAGCGUUUAGUGUGAACAUGCAAGGAGUCCUGAACGCUGACUCGCGGACAGUGAAUCUGGCACGAAUGCAGCAACAAUUCUACACGAAUGGAAUGCAAUUGUGCCAUUUGAUGAAGGAGCACAACGCCGAGGGAGCUCUGAAUCUCGCCAAAUGCCUGCUCUCCACGCUUACCCAACGUCUCGGCGGGAUUCUUUCGAAUUCGACGCAUCAGCGAACGAAGGGAGAGAAAUUCGAUUGUCUGGAGACUAAGGUGUUUUUGGAGGGACGCCGAUGCAAGGAGGACAUCGAUCAGUGGCUCAGACAGGACAACAAGGGCACCAGCAAGAAGCGAAAGCGAGAAUCUUUUUAA